Messenger RNA from Cylas formicarius (sweet potato weevil), 1733 nucleotides. Its product is annotated as keratin, type I cytoskeletal 10-like. NCBI's taxonomy places the organism in Eukaryota, Metazoa, Arthropoda, Insecta, Coleoptera, Brentidae. The transcript is spliced from 2 exons. Bases 523 to 1554 code for a protein of 343 amino acids. The record is from RefSeq and is a predicted model, not a curated record.
AGCAUAUGAUUAAUCCCUAUUAAAAACAACUUUAGGCGUAUUCCUUUUACGUGAUAAUUUUUGUGACGAGUGUUAUUGUAAUAAUGGAAACGACAACCGUCGUCGCUCCUCUUAACAGUGAUUUCCGGCCUGAACGAGUAUAAGAGGUGCCGAUAUCGCGGCGGUCACUUUCGAUUGAUACAGAUCCGCCGAAGCCACGGCCAUCCUUGGCCGCGAGCGAAAAGGUGAAAGAUUGACCCAAAAUUUCACCACCCAAAAAUAAGUGCGUGCGUAUUCCGCAAGGUACCGUCCUGGACCGCGUUCGAAAAUAGAGGUGACGCGGCCGUAGAUCUACGUGACGGAACUGCGGAGAGAAACCGGGGAUUUCCGAUUUUCGAACGCCCUCCUGCGCGGGCAGUGUCCUUCAAAGUGGGGGACACAAAAAGAUGCACUAUAUAACCGCGAGGGUACUUACGAAACGGUAUCAAAAACUUCCGGUACCUAUAUCGGGUAACGUUGGGUACCCGAACCGCAAAAAACAUCAUGAAAAUUUUCGUGAUAACUACUGCCUUGGUGGCCAUAAUCCAAGCUCGUCCGGAACCACCUUCUGGAUACAGCUACCCCGUGCCAGCGGGCGGCGGUCUGGACGUCUCUCUGGGCGGCCCCAGCAUCGGAGGUAGCCACGGAGUCUCGAGCAUUUCGCUCGUAUCUUCCGGAGGCUCUGGUGGUUUUAGCGGAGGACACGGCAGUUUAGGUGGUGGCCAUGACAUCUCUGGUAUCAGUUUGACUAGCGGAGGUUCGUCCGGUUUCUCCACCAGUUCGUCAUUCUCUUCCGGCUAUCACGGUAGCAGCGGAGGAUCUUCUUUGCUUUCCGGCGGAGGCUCUUCCAUAGGCGGAGGCUCUUCCUUUGGCGGAGGCUCUUCCUUUGGUGGAGGUUCUUCAUUUGGCGGAGGUUCUUCCUUUGACGGUUCGGGCUUAGGUCUUGGCGGGGGCGGAACUCUUGUUCAGAAGCACAUCUACGUUCAUGUCCCUCCACCGGAGCCGGAAGACUUUAGACCACAAAGGAUCAUUCCAGCCGUUCCCGCCCAGAAACAUUACAAAAUUAUCUUCAUUAAGGCUCCGGCUCCGCCCACACCGACCGUUCCCGCCAUUCCCUUGCAGCCGCAAAACGAAGAAAAGACCUUGGUGUACGUUUUGGUGAAGAAGCCCGAAGAUCAACCCGAAUUGGUCAUACCCACGCCUGCACCAACGCAGCCCAGCAAGCCCGAAGUUUACUUCAUUCGCUACAAGACGCGUAAAGAGGGCGGCGGUGGCGGUUUUGCUCUGGGCGGUGCCUCACUUUCCGGAGGAGGUAUUUCCGGAGGAUCUAUAUCUUCAAUCAAUGGUGGAGGCCUUUCUGGAGGAUCGUCGCUGGGCUUGGGAUCUUUUGCCAGUUCUCACGGUAGCAGUAGCUCGUUCGCAAGUGCCAUUAGCUCGUCGUCUAGUUCUAGUUCUAUAUCGGGAGGUUCGUCAGGUUUGUCCACUAGUUACGGACCGCCGGGACACGUCAGCGGCGCCCCGGUGGGGCCUUAUUAGGACAUUAACCGGUCGAGAAAGUGAUGUAGGGUUCAAGAAAAAGUGGUGCGCUCUACCCCAGAUGAACCGUGAUAUUAAUUCGUUUUGUAUUCUCAUUUGUACAUAUGCCAUCGCUAGCGUUUAAGUUAUUUUACGUAUUCGUUUUUUUUUACUGUUAUACGGUGACAAAUAAAACUAAU